Molecule: messenger RNA, 1049 nt
Organism: Caenorhabditis elegans
Lineage: Eukaryota; Metazoa; Nematoda; Chromadorea; Rhabditida; Rhabditidae
Gene: dpy-9
Product: Nematode cuticle collagen N-terminal domain-containing protein
Molecular function (GO): structural constituent of cuticle
Source: RefSeq, marked reviewed
AAUGGAACCGUCCAACAUAUGGCGGACGUCUACCAUCGUUGGUAGUGUUGUUUCAACAUUUGCAGUUCUUACAGUAAUCAUUGGACUUCCACUGAUGCAUAAUCAUGUUCAGAAAGUAACAACUCUGAUGUUAACAGAGGUAGAGUUGUGUAAGACCGAGUCUCAAGACAUCUGGAAACAAAUGAAAUUCUCUCGCAUGGCACCAAACCGUACCAAACGUCAGUCUCCAUACGGUAACUAUGGAGCUUCAGGGUCAGGAUCCUGCUGUGCUUGUACUCAAGGAUCACCUGGACCACGUGGACAGCCAGGAGACGACGGAGAACCUGGACGUGACGGUUUCCCGGGCAGAGAAGGUGACAAUGGUAUAGCUGGAAAGUAUCUACCAGCUCCACCACCAGGAACCAACGCAUGUCAGAAAUGUCCAACUGGAGCUCCAGGACCACCAGGACUUCCAGGACCAAAAGGACCACGUGGACCAGCAGGAAUUGAGGGUAAACCAGGGAGACUCGGUGAAGACAAUCGUCCAGGACCCCCAGGACCGCCAGGAGUACGUGGAGAACCUGGAUCACCGGGAGAGAAGGGACCAACCGGCGAUCGUGGAAAAGUAUUGAAUGGAGCACCACCAGGUCCUACUGGCCCACCUGGAAAGGUCGGUCCACGUGGAUUGUCUGGCGGAAAAGGACACGAUGGUAAACCAGGACUUGGUGGGCAACCAGGUGUCCGAGGAGCCGUUGGAGCACGUGGAGAUGCUGGAAACCCAGGACUUCCAGGACCACAAGGACCAAAGGGAGAACCAGGAAAUCCAGGAACGUGUCAUCACUGCCAAAACAGAGCACCAGCACCUUCCGAGGCACCAGGAAAAGCUCCACCUCCUCCACAAGACUAUACCCGUCCAGCACCAGAGUCGUAUCCAUCGGCUCCAAAUGGGCAAUAUCUUUGGAUCCAUUAAAUAUUUUGCAUAAUUUUUGACUCAUUGUUUCUCUUUUCGUCUUAUUUUUCGCCGAAUGAUUCGAAUGUGAGACUUGAAAUAUCAUAAAUCUUGUCAGGCA